Molecule: messenger RNA, 1442 nt
Organism: Carica papaya (papaya)
Lineage: Eukaryota; Viridiplantae; Streptophyta; Magnoliopsida; Brassicales; Caricaceae
Source: RefSeq, a predicted model, not a curated record
UUAUUUCCAUGCAAUCUACUCAAAAAUUUCUGGUUCAUCCCUCUGAAAUUUAGAGACGAUCGUAAGAAUCUAGUUUCGUAUUCUCUGCCGGAAAGCGGAAAUGGCAGCGGUCUCCGUUCACCAGUUUGCUGAGUGCAUCACUUGCCAUGCCUGGAGUCCUGAUAACACAAUGGUUGCAUUCUGUCCAAAUAAUAAUGAAGUUCACAUAUAUAGAUCAUCACAAGACAAGUGGGAGAAGGUGCAUAUCCUCCAGAAGCAUGACCAAAUUGUUUCCGGGAUAGAUUGGAGUGCAAAUUCAAACAGAAUUGUCACUGUUUCUCAUGAUCGGAAUUCAUAUGUCUGGAAUCUAGAAGGACCAGAAUGGGUGCCAACGCUGGUGAUACUUCGGCUAAAUCGUGCUGCACUUUGUGUUCAGUGGAGUCCCAAAGAAAACAAGUUUGCUGUUGGAAGUGGUGCUAAGACUGUUUGUAUCUGCUAUUAUGAGCAAGAAAAUAACUGGUGGGUCAGUAAACUUAUCAGGAAAAGACAUGAUUCCUCUGUCACAAGUGUUGCUUGGCAUCCUAAUAAUAUUCUUCUUGCAACAACAUCCACUGACGGAAAAUGCAGAGUAUUUUCUACUUUUAUCAAAGGAGUUGAUACAAAGGACUCAAAAACAGGCACGUCAACAGAUUCAAAAUUUGGAGAGCAAAUUGUUCAGCUUGAUCUCUCGUAUUCCUGGGCAUUUGGUGUAAAAUGGUCACCAAGUGGCCGUACCUUAGCUUAUGUAGGUCACAAUUCUAUGAUUUACUUUGUUGAUGAUGUUGGUCCUUCUCCUCUGGCUCAAAAUGUUGCGUUCCGUGAUUUGCCUCUUCGUGAUGUCUUAUUUGUUUCUGAAAGGGUUGUAAUAGGUGUGGGAUAUGACUGCAAUCCAAUGGUUUUUGCUGCAGAUGAAACAGGAAUAUGGAGCUUUGUUAGAUUCCUUGGCGAAAGGAAAAUCUCCUCUUCAGGCUCAAAACUUUCACAUUUUUGCAGAAUUCUGGUUACCUCUUUCUGUACUAAAUUUUCGUAUAGUUUGAAUAACAAACAUAUUGUUCUCUGGAACUGUAGUUGUAUUUUGCCUCUUAGGGGAGGAGGGAGCCCUAAGAUAAUGCGCUUUAGCACAUCAGGAUUAGAUGGGAAGUUGGUUAUUUGGGACUUGGAGAACCAAGGAGACCUCUCAAAUUACUUAUGAACAUGGAAAGGCUAAAAUCUUCACCCUCUACAAUUGCAUAUUGACAUAGUAUCAUACACCAUUUGUGUUUUAACUUUAAAUUGGUCAACAGUGUUUUUCAUUGUGAUGUUCUUGCAAUUUAUAUAGCCUGGUAGUAUGGUGGGCAAUUUUCUCAGAACCCUUGAAAGUUGAAUGUAUGUGAUAACUUACCUGUUUUCAUCCAUGUCUAAUUUGCAGAACUAACUUACCCUUA